GUUCGGUCAGUCACUAACAAGGACGUGGGCCUAAGGGUGCUCCGUGAAGCACCCAUACAAGCGCAGAGCAUCGACAUCGUCGCAGUCCACGGUCUCGGCGCCCAUCCCGACGACAGCUGGUGCAAAAACGCGGGCACGGCAGAAGAGCCAAGAUGGCGCAACUGGCUUAUCGACAACGACAUGCUGCCAGUGGUAGCGCCAAAUGCGCGCAUUAUGCGGUACGGGUAUGAGUCGCAGUGGUUUGGCAAGGAGGCGAUGCAGCAGAGCGUGUCAACUGUAGCUGAGCGGCUGCUGAGAGCGUUGAAGCGGGAGAGAAAGGAUGUCCCGUUUCGUCCGCUGGUGUUCGUGGCGCACUGCUUUGGCGGGCUGGUUGUGCUAAAGGCACUCCUAGAAGCCGAGCAGUACCCAAACGAAUGGCCUGGACUGUUCUCGUCGACGACUGGCCUAGUCUUCUUCGGUACGCCGUUUCGAGGCGCUGAGGGGAUGGACCAGAUGGAGAUGCUCGAGGCAGCACGGCGUGAGUACCAUGAGGACCAGUUGCAGCCUGCCGCGCUUGAGCUUCUUAAAGAAGAUGCGAGACCAGACAAACAAGACUCAGAUCGUCUGCUUCUUUGA
Messenger RNA from Bipolaris sorokiniana ND90Pr, 615 nucleotides. RefSeq lists its product as uncharacterized. The transcript has 5 exons. The record is from RefSeq and is a predicted model, not a curated record. The annotation marks the transcript as partial. NCBI's taxonomy places the organism in Eukaryota, Fungi, Ascomycota, Dothideomycetes, Pleosporales, Pleosporaceae.